UUUUAAAAUAAUCUAUUACUACUGAAAUAAAAUACCAAUAAAAAUGAUGAUGAUAAAAGUGUUUGUUAUUAUUGCAUUUCUAUCUUUGUCUAAUUCCAAAAGCAACUUUAUGCACAACUUACCUUUGGGAGAAUAUCGUUUGGUUUAUGAGAAAAUGUAUUCUUGUAAGUCAAAUAAUUUAAUUCAAUAUAAUGUUUAUUUGAGUAAAGAUACAUUAAAUACAACUCAUCUGAAAGGAAAUUUUACAUUUAUAAUACCUUUAGAUGAUACUGUUAUACUUGAUGGAAAUCUCGCAUAUUGGGAUUCGAUUGGAGGUUGGAAAUCAAAUGCAAUGGUUUACAUCAUAAAAAAUGCAUGUACUAAUUGGAAAAAACUCCUAGGGAACGUAUGGAAUACAUUAUCUAAAUCAUUUAACUUUCCCCAUAAUCGCUGUCCAAUACCAGUGGGAACAUAUACAUCAACGACAGGUGUCGACAUAAAGGAAUUAGAAGAUCUAAACUUUCCCAAGGUGUAUUUUUAUGGAAAAUAUAAAUUAACGGUGAAGAUAAAAAAUGUAAAAAAUGAAGUACUUUGUUGCUCGGUAAUAGAGUUUAGUCUUUUACGACCUUGGGAAAAACCAAUUUGAUUAAAUGUAACAAAAUAACAAUAAAAUAUGUUACUUUCAUAAUUAAAAUAACCAAAUAAUAUGACAUUAGCUAUGAAUUUUUGGAUAAUGUCUUAAA
Aphis gossypii (cotton aphid) is the source of this 722-nucleotide messenger RNA. RefSeq lists its product as uncharacterized. The transcript is spliced from 4 exons. Lineage: Eukaryota; Metazoa; Arthropoda; Insecta; Hemiptera; Aphididae. The coding region runs from base 44 to 625 and encodes 193 amino acids. The record is from RefSeq and is a predicted model, not a curated record.